UGAAUUUUGAUUUAGCAGAUUUUGUUACUAAUGAUAAUAAUGAUGCUGGAACUAAUAUUAGUCAAAUGGCAAAUGCUUUAUCAAACAAACAUGGAUCUGAUAUGAUUGUUGUAAAUGCUGUUGAACAAAUGUGUUCAGAUGGAUUGCUUUAUAGCACUGUUGAUGAAUCUCAUGUUAGACUCACAGCUUAA
Messenger RNA from Entrophospora sp. SA101, 191 nucleotides. NCBI's taxonomy places the organism in Eukaryota, Fungi, Glomeromycota, Glomeromycetes, Entrophosporales, Entrophosporaceae. The record is from the annotation of a GenBank genome assembly.